Gambusia affinis (western mosquitofish) is the source of this 1496-nucleotide messenger RNA. Its product is annotated as butyrophilin subfamily 1 member A1-like. The record is from RefSeq and is a predicted model, not a curated record. The transcript has 5 exons. NCBI's taxonomy places the organism in Eukaryota, Metazoa, Chordata, Actinopteri, Cyprinodontiformes, Poeciliidae. Bases 9 to 617 code for a protein of 202 amino acids.
GUCUGAACAUGUUCCUGGUCGCUCAUGUUUUCAUCGUGGAUUUUUACUGCACUCUGGUUCACGGUAGCCUCCAUCUGAUUGGUUCAUCUCAGCCAAUCGUAGCUGCUCCUGGAGAUGACGUCGUCCUCCCGUGUCAGGUGGAUCCUGAGUGGGACGUCGUGGGGAAGACGGUGGAGUGGUCCCGACCGGACCUGAAGCCGUCCGGCCCUCAGAAGCGUGUGGAGUACGUGUUCGUGUACCGCUUCAGGAAGACGGACCGAGACAUGAUGAUGGACACGUACAUCCAGAGGACGUCUCUGUCCCAGGACGGCCUGAGGCGAGGAGACGUGUCUCUGACCAUCAGGAACGUCAGCCUGCAGGACCACGGCAGGUUCCGAUGUUUCAUCCCACGCCUCGGGAUAGACACAGAACUUCUGCUUGUUGUUGAUCCAAACUUUGUUUCCACGGCGAUAGAGACGGUUCCUCACAGAAACCUCAUCACUCCGACGCCACAGGAGGAAACCGUGACGAUCGGUCAACGGACCAGAUUCCAUCUUUGCCUUUUUGUUUUUUCAUUCUUCAUCAUUUGUCUUGGUCCGGUUUCCAUUUGCGUCAUAAGAAAAUCCAGACAAAUAUAGGAAGCUUUUCAUCGCCCAAACCUUCAGAUCAACAGACUCCUCGGUUCUGCAGAGGAACCGGUUCUGUUCCCAGACCAGAACCUGAAUCCAGAAUCCAGAACUUUGGCUGCUUGGAUCCGGAUCAGGAACAAAGUUUGACGUUUGAUUGUUGCAAUUGUUCAAAAUUCAGUGAGUGAAAUGUUUACCAAGUAUCACUGUGAUCAGGUUUGUUUGUUAACGUUUUUCCAGAACUAAGGCUGCGUUCACACUGCAGACUGAAGUGACCCAAAGACGAUUGUUUUUUGUUUUGUUUUUUGACAUAAUGCGACCUGCAUCCGAUCUUUUUAAAACAAUCUAAACAGCACAAGUCGGAUUCUUUUUGAAUGUGACUCAGGUCACUUAUCCGUUACGUUUCCGUUUCAGAUGUGACCUAAUGUCAAGGUCAUGUUCACCUGACCUGAAGGUCACCGAUAUUCGACAAACGUCACUAUUCUGCGUCCCGAUACGCGCAAACAGGAAGUAUAACAGCCACCAUGACGGACCGUAAUCAGGAUUAAGUUGUUAAUCUGCUGCUCCAGUCAGACAACAACUUCAAAUAUGUAAAGCUGUGCUCUGCUGUUAACAUCCAUGUUUACUUCAGUAAACGCUGAGCACUUCUUCUUCUUAUGGCCAUUGGUGGAACACUGAGAACGCUGACGCUAUUGCGCCCUCUACUGCGGGACACUUUCACACUACACAAAAAGUGAGAAUCGGGUCACUUCAGGCUGCAAUGUGAACGCAGCCUAAGAUUUAAAUGUUUGUUUUGCUGAUUUCUGAUCAAAUGUUGACUGAAUGUAGAGGGUUUUGUUUUUUAUUACUGUGAAUAAAGACAUUAAUGAAAAGAACAACUAAAGUUAUUAA